AUGCUCAACGCCAAGUUCUACUCCUCGCUCGGCAGCAAGUAUGAGGAUGCUUUCGCCCACGAUGCCGGGCUCAUCAGCUUCAUCCAGACUGUUCUAUCGGACAUGCCCCCACAGGCCCUAGUCCUAGACGUCGGCUGUGGUACGGGCAAGCCGGUAGCUAGUAGUCUGGCUGCAGCUGGACAUCGCAUCCUUGGCAUCGACAUCUCCCCAGCCAUGGUUGAAUUGAGUCGCAAGGCAGUGCCAAGUGGUACCUUCGACGUCGCAGACAUGCGCAACUACGUACCGCCUGAGGGAAUUCGUCUCGAUGCCAUUUUCAACAUCCUCUCGCUCUUCUUGCUGGAUAGAGAAGGGAUUGAAUCCAUGGCGGAGAAAUGGAGCUCGUGGUUACCGGCUGGUGGCCUAUUGUGUAUCUGCACAAUGGCAGCUGAGGAUUGUUCCCCUGAUGAGAAGGGUAACGGCUACGACGCGGACGGUCUGUGUGCGAGAGACAUCGGAAUCAGGUUCAUGGGCGCGCAGACUUUCAUCACAUUGUUCACACGAAAGGGCUGGGCGGCCCUGCUAGAGAAGCAAGGAUUCGAGAUCGUGAAAACAAUGACGGAAAUGCAUGCACCGCCUGAAGAGGCUGACAGCGACCCUGAGCCACAUCUUUUCAUUGUAGCGAAGAAAAAAGUUUGA
Lindgomyces ingoldianus is the source of this 675-nucleotide messenger RNA. Its product is annotated as S-adenosyl-L-methionine-dependent methyltransferase. The transcript has a single exon. The coding region runs from base 1 to 675 and encodes 224 amino acids. Lineage: Eukaryota; Fungi; Ascomycota; Dothideomycetes; Pleosporales; Lindgomycetaceae. The record is from RefSeq and is a predicted model, not a curated record.